Molecule: messenger RNA, 2916 nt
Organism: Triplophysa rosa
Lineage: Eukaryota; Metazoa; Chordata; Actinopteri; Cypriniformes; Nemacheilidae
Gene: scarb2b
Product: scavenger receptor class B, member 2b
Exons: 11
Coding region: 21-1427 (468 amino acids)
Biological process (GO): receptor-mediated endocytosis; protein targeting to lysosome
Cellular component (GO): lysosome; membrane; cytoplasm
Molecular function (GO): scavenger receptor activity
Source: RefSeq, a predicted model, not a curated record
GUUUGGUGUGUGUUUAGGAGAUGACUCUGACAGAAGGCAAAAAAAUCUUUACCAGCUGGAAGAAUCCACCUCCUCCAAUUUACCUGCAGUUCUUCUUCUUCAACAUCACCAAUCCAGACGCCUUCCUGAAAGGAGAAGCUAAACCUCGCGUGACUGAAAUGGGCCCGUACACCUUCAGACAGUACAGACCCAAAUGCAACGUGACUUUCGUGGACAAUGGAACGAAAGUUUCUGCUUACACAGAAAAGAGAUUCGUCUUUCUCCCGGAGAGAUCUGUGGGAGAUCCUGAUGUUGACAUGGUGACCACAGUGAACAUCCCAGCUGUGGCGGUGAUGAAUAAGAUCAAAGGUGCAGGAUUUUGGGUUUCCUCGGGUAUCUCCAUGUAUAUGAGCUCUAUUGGCACGACCAUGUUCAUGACACACACGGUGAAUGAACUUCUGUGGGGUUUUAAAGAUCCGCUGCUCAGUCGACUCAAAACCAUAAAACCAGAGGUGGACGAACAGUUCGGCCUUCUGCUCCACAAAAACGGCAGUGAUGAUGGAGAGUUUGUGUAUCACACCGGAGAGCAAAACUACCUGGACUUCGGCCGUAUUUACACCUGGCAGGGACAAAAGAUGUUGUCGUUCUGGAAAACCAAUCAGAGUAACAUGAUCAAUGGCUCAGACGGAAGCGCCUUUCAUCCAUUUCUGGAGAAAAGCGAGCGUCUGAACGUCUUCACGGCCGACCUCUGCAGGUCCAUUCACAUGCGCUUUGAGAAGGAGGUGGAGGUGAAAGGAAUCCCGGCGUAUCGCUUCACGCCACCCCGCGCCGCUCUGGCCAGCGGAAAAAACAACCCAGAAAAUGAAGGAUUCUGCAUGACGCCCGGCAAAUGUAUGGAUGAUGGUGUGGUGGACGUCUCUACCUGUCGUAAAGGAGCUCCUGUGGUCGUGUCCUUCGCUCACUUUCACCUGGGUGAUAAGAAAUACGCAGACGCCAUAGACGGCAUUUCUCCGGUUCAUGAGCUUCAUCAGACCUUUCUGGACCUGAACCCUACGAUGGGUGCGCCGGUGCGUGCAAUGAAGAGAGCUCAGAUCAACGUUCGUCUGGAGAGAAUAUCCGGCUUUCCUUUAACCAGGAAUCUAAACAACACCAUCUUUCCUGUCGCGUUUAUGAACGAGUCCGUGCUGAUCGAUGACGUGUCGGCCGCCAGGAUUCAGAAGCUCCUGUUGAUCGUGAAACUGGUCUCUUAUUUGCCUCUCAUUCUGGUGGCCCUGGGAGUCAUUCUGCUCUUCGUCACCAUCCUCCUCCUCGUGCAAUUCAGACAGAAUGAGUCCUCAUCUGUAAAGAAUAACACGUCGUACACACCUGUGAGUGGCAAACCAGACGACCCGGAGGAGAAGAACGGAACUUACAUCGGAUUGACACCGGUGGAUCUACAGAAGUCUUAAACCAGACCGUGUGCGUGUGUGUGUGUGUGUGUGUGUGUGUGUGUGUGUGUGUGUGUGUGUGUGUGUGUGUGUGUGGACAUGUUGUGUGUGUGCGUGUGCGUGUGUAAAUGUGUGUGUGUGUGAUCAUGAGUAGUUUUCAUCAGAGUCCCGCGUCUCUGUAAGAGAUGUUUUCAGCAUUGAAGCACACUGCUGUAAAGCACAGAACAUUCAUUCAUUCAUUCAUUCAUCAUCUGAACACGAAUGACUGAAGAGAUUCAUGAAUGUGUGUGUCAGGUGAUGAACAUCUCAAUAGUUCAGAAUCACUUCAUGAGACACGAAUGCUGCCGGGAUGAAGUUGACAGAUCAUUUAGUUUUUCAAAGUUUAACUUAGAUUCUACGUUCAUUGAGAAUAAAACGAAAGCACAGACAGACAGUAUUGAAUCUGUACUGAAGAGCCGUGUGUGACUGAAGCAGCUCCGACUGAAUGUUUUACUAUACAAACAACAUCCGCAAUACUCAAGUUAGUAGUUAUUUGGGAUUUGUUGACUUGUUCAAAUAUAGUUUGUCCUGUAGGAAAAUAUAACUGAAUUUAGUCUUUAGACAAUUAUUUUGACUCUGAUGAUAAUGUUCCUCCUCAGACAUUUCAGAACUAUUCUUUUUAAAUGCUCUUUUAUUCCUUUGUUUUUAUUUGCUGUGAAAUGAUCUGAAAGUAUUAUUAGACAGGAUUACAACAAGACUGCAAUUCUUUUAUUGUUACUGAAGUGAUAUUUCAGAAUAUUUCCUGAAAUAUUAAAAACCAUUGUUUUCACAUUUUAAUCUGUAUAUUUUCGGUGUAUGUGUAAGGAGCAGAUCAAGGUUUUGCUUUUCACUAGAUGCUUUGAUUAAGAAUCAUAAUAAUUAAUGAAGUCACAUCAUAACCUCACAACAGUGCCACAUACAUAUAUGAAGGUGUAUUAUCAUAUUGCAUUCAAUUACACAAUAUAUUAUUGAAUUGUGUAGCUACACACUUAACACUGUUUCUCUGAUCGUCACUGAUUUUUGUUUCAGUGACUUUUUUGAUGUUUAUCUUGUUUUCCUGAUGUGCCAAACACAUGUUCAAUCCAAACACGCUUUCACAGAUGCUGGUGACAUCAUUGAGUUUGAUUUACUUACACAUUAAUGUCAAAACAUACUCUACUGUAGUGUUCACAAAGUUAUAACAGGGAUUUGACACAUCUGAGCCUGAGAUCAAACACACAAUCUGUAUGUGAAUCAUGUGCUACAGUGUGAAUGUAAUGUGAGUUUUGCGUCUGCAACAUUUCAGGUUUUCAGUUUUGCCUUAUAAAAUCUAAACCUCUAUAAGUGGCCUUUCAUUUCAGACAGCAUUUAACCGAAUCUAUCCGGCUGUUAGAUUUCUAUAUUUCUAGAUAUAUUGAGACUGCACAAAUAAUUGUACAGUUUUGUAUAUAAAUGAAACUUGUUUUCCUGUGGAUUUAUAAGAAAAUGCAAUAAAAACACUUUCGUAAAGACA